Notechis scutatus (mainland tiger snake) is the source of this 4498-nucleotide messenger RNA. Lineage: Eukaryota; Metazoa; Chordata; Lepidosauria; Squamata; Elapidae. The record is from RefSeq and is a predicted model, not a curated record.
GUUCCUGAAAGAUGGCAUUCUUUAAUUGACAGGACUCCCUUUACUAGAUCUAAUAAGAUGAGUAGGGCUUUAUAGAUCAAUGGUGCUCAAAAAAUUGGGUGCCGGUUUCGUGGAGAGGUUUUUCCGUGGACCAGAGGGGGCGUGGUUUCAUCUGUAGCCUGCAUCCCACGGAUGGGGCUUCCCUUGUUUGCACGACCCGUUUCUGGCAUGCGGGGCUGUGGGUUGAGGAACCUUGUAAUAAAUGACAACCUUAAAUUGCACUUGGAAAUCUGCUAGGAAGCAGAGCAGCUUGUAAAAUAAAGGUAUAACAUGGGCAAAUCGGGAAUUGGUCAUAAUUAUACGAAUUUUUUCGCAGCUAAAAAGUGAAAAGAUAAUACAAGACUAUUUCCCUGCACAAUGUCUCCUAUUCGCUACUAAAAGCCUAAAGACUGAAAUAAGCCUAUUUAUAAUCAACAGCACAGUACUAUCUACAAAUCUUGUUUUCCCAAAGCUGGUUUGCUUCCUUAAAAGGUCAUCAGAAUGACAGUGCAGGAAAAAAAUCCAGGAAAAAAAAUCAGGUUUUAAUAUUAUUAUUUGAAUUGUUAUUUUUGCUGGAUGUCCACACAAGGAACCUAAGUGGUUAAAGAAAUUCAUCACAAAAUACUCACAUUUCAUGUUAACAAUUAACUUCUUUCAUGUGACUGAAACCACUUUAUAAAAUGGACAAGCUUAAAGGCUGAACUUGCCUGAAGGGCAAUGGAUCCUAAGAACACAUUUCUUAAGUUUGGCUCCAAACCAUCUCUCUUUCCAAUACUGGAAGCAGCAACGCCAAAGAACGCCGUGGCUGAAUAAAAAAAAAAGGGGAUCAGGCUAAGCAGCAGAAUGAGUGCAACCUUCAUCUAGCCCUCCAGCACUGCGAACUCGGGAACAGGAAAUUUUUCCGACUUGAAAGCCCAGGUCUUAGCAGUAGAACAGUUUCAGGGAACUGUGGCCAGAAGAAAACUCCAGAGAACAUUUGGAGCUCCAGAAAACACCUGGAAAGCCAAAGAUGAACCUACUUGAGAUAGCAAAAUCAGGGUUUCUAGUUUGCAUUGUGGUUUGCAUUUUCAUCUUUGGUGUUUUCUAUCUACGGAAUACAAUCUUCAAGGCAGAUAAGGAAAAACUCAUCCCAAAAGAUUGUGGCUUUUAUCCAGAUGAACUCUGCUCAGCCCUUUUUGAUGGGAAAGAAGUUGCUUUUCAAAUUGGCCAGCUGUGCCAGGAGGCUUUAGGGGGAAAAGAAAUGUCUACCUGCAUACAAAUACAGUGCAACUGUUCUACGCUGCAGAAGAAACUCCACUUCAUCACAAGGCCACUGUCAGAAGAAGAAAGGAACUUUUCUUUGGCAUACAUCGUCACCAUUCACAAGGAACUGGACAUGUUUAUAAAAUUACUUAGAGCCAUUUACAUGCCUCAGAAUGUUUACUGUAUACAUAUUGAUGAGAAAUCAUCAAAGGAUUUUAAGCAAGCUGUCCAAACCUUGGUCAACUGCUUUGAAAACAUUUUUAUUGCUUCAAAGAGGGAAAAAGUUGUCUAUGCAGGAUUUUCCAGGUUGCAAGCAGAUAUCAACUGCAUGAAGGACUUGAUCCAUUUAAAUAAUCAAUGGAAUUAUGUUAUUAAUCUCUGCGGUCAGGAUUAUCCCAUCAAAACAAACAAGGAACUUAUACACUAUAUUAAAAGUAAAUGGAAUGGUAAAAAUAUCACCCCGGGAAUUGUUCAACCCCCUCAUAUAAAACACAGAACUGAUUUUAGUUAUCAAGAAUGUGUACUUUCAGGAAAAUCAUAUGUCUAUCAAACCAAAAAUGUGAAAAGUGAACCACCCCACAAUUUGACUAUAUAUUUUGGGACUGCGUACUAUGUACUCACAAGAAAAUUUGUAGAGUUUACACUGACUGAUGAACGUGCAAAAGAUUUGCUUGAAUGGUCAAGGGACACCUACAGUCCAGACGAACAUUACUGGGUCACCCUGAAUCAUAUACCAGAUGCUCCUGGUGCUACACUAAACACAACUUGGCAAGGAAAUAUACGAGCAAUCAAGUGGAAAGAUCAAGAAGGACAAGUGCACAAUGGCUGCAAAGGACAUUAUGUCAGAGGUAUUUGCAUCUAUGGACUUGGAGACUUGGAGUGGAUUAUUAAGUCUCCUAAUUUAUUUGCCAACAAAUUUGAGCCAGCAACAUACCCACUAGUCAUGGAUUGUCUAGAAAGGCAUUACAGAACAAAGUUGCUCCAGGAAGCUGAAGUUCCUGUGGAAGCACACUGGCGUUUGGAAGAAUAAGACUGCUCUCUGCACAUCUGGACUAACGGUGAUCUCUAUGGAGGGCAAAGCAGAACCAAAGACAUGCUACAUUUCAAAAUGUAUGUUCCAAAGGGGGAUACUACAUCAUAAGUAUUUAGCAUCUUGGACCUAAGAACAGAAAGGAAAAUUCUGAACAUGAAGAUUCAAUAUGCACAGCUCUAGUGUCUUUACAAACAUUAACUUCUCUGGACCUGUUUUUUUUCCUCUUUCUCCUAAACAAUUGCUCUGAAACAUAUAAUUGGUGCAUAUUGUCUUACAUACUUAAGACAACAGUUUUCAGUCCCUGUUUAACAACUGCUGGCAGUUAUGAAGAUGAUGUAAAAAUAAUUUUAUGACCAAUUCUUGCAUUUACAACUUUGGCAAGUUUGUAAAGCGAAGAAAAACUGCAGUAAAAUGAUAAUCACAAUGACAAUUUAUUUAAUGACUGCUGCUUUGAUUAACAACUGAGUUGUGGUCAACAAAAAAGGACUAAGAAAUACCUGUAUUCUCUUUUGCGUACAUCUCUUUCUAACAGAAUGCUUGCUCCUUUAAAUGGACUGUUUAAAAGUAGCCUCCUAACUUAAGUCUAGACCACACCUUCUGAAGUUAAAGGUAUCUAAAUGAAUCAUGAUUAACUUGUCCCACUUACUCCAAUAAGUGUAUCUAAAUCCAUAUCUAAAUAUAAUUCAUACAUUAUUUAUCCUUCUUUAACAUUUUUCUACAUGAAGCUUUAUGUAAAAUUUAACUAAUAUAUUGCUGAAUAAAGUCAUAAAAUUAAUCAAAAAUUUCUGUCAUUUGAUAAUACUGUUCUUCCAUCCAAUCCAAACUAAUAAACUUUAUGUAAAACCAAAGAAAAACCUAGCAUGCACACACACAUACACAUGUGUGUGCGCGUGUAUGAAAAAAUAAAUAUAAUUCAGGAUCCCAUAUAUCUUAAUUCAGUUAGAAAAGAAAAUUAAGUAAAAUAAAUUAAGAAGACAAAAAUAAAAGUCUAUGUGGCACUGAGCUAAAUCUGUAUGUCCUAAAUUGAAAAUUCAUACACAGAACAGUAUUAAUGAAAAUGUGCUGAAUAUUAUUAAUUUACCAUUUGAGUUCCUCUACAGGAGACUGAAAUAAAAUGUCUGAAAAUACUUAUGACCUUAUGUCCAGAAACUGUUCAAACUUAUGAUGAUACUGAAUGAGGGCACUUAGGACCUGUGCCCAAUGUUAUUGCAAGCCCCCAUGGACACAGGACCAAAGUUUGCUUGCUUGGCAGCCUGCCAGCACUUACGAUUGGCCACAGAGAUGUUGCAACUCCUCCCAACUGCCUAUCUCUAUCCCUCCCAGCUCCAUCCUUAAAUGUCAGGCAAGUCCCAAUAGCAUAGCACAAAACAGCCACACUGCCCAGGAGACUUCAGUGGUGCAAAUCAAUCAUUUUCACUCACGAAACUCCAAAGGCCUUGGAAGCUCCAGCCUAGCCGCUUUCACUGCCCUGUCCUGCAGUCAUCAAGUUGAGUCAGUCACCUGGUGAGCUGCUUAAUGAGUGCAAUGACCUAUGACGAAAAUCUCAGGCUCAAUUGUGGUUAAGUUAAUGACUACCCAUACCCCAAAGUUAGAUAGCUACUAGCUUAACCAACAACAAACAAUCUACCAACAUAUUCCAUAUUCCAACACAUAACUGUUUCAUUCCAAAAGAUGAUGGGAAUAUGAAAAAACACUCCAUAUCAUGGUUUACAUUUGCUUCUGUGUCAGUACUUUUUACAAAUUUGAUCUUUUUUAGAAAAGAGGCCCUAUAGAAAGCCCAUAAGUCAAAUAAAACUCACACAAAAAAAUAAUUUAUUCUCAAUGAAGGCGUGGCAUUUUCCCUACACUUGUAAAGGAAAAUUCUUUGCAGAUUUUUUAAGUAGAUGAGCUCAACCUUUAAUGCUGUCUGUCUCUGAUUUGUCUCACAAAGACUCAGCCAUUUAGAUAUACACAGGUUUUGUUAAGUAAGGCGCCACUUGGCUGGUUUGUAUCUUAACAGUGAAGGGCAAAAUAUUUCUCUUUUCCCAGGAAGGCAGAAGAUGGAUGUAACAGCUCUAAUGUGAUUUGGUUACAUCGGUAAAAUGGAACCCAUAAAACUUUGUCACUAUAACAUUUUGGAAAUUAGGAGCACUAAAGUCAGAGAGCAAUCUGAUUUGCACUUUAAAAACUCUGUAGUUGUACUUGAGCCCAACUUGUCUUUUGUUC